CCUCCCGAUCCUGCAUCGUUCUUUCCCGCCCAAUUGCCAAACCUUUGCACACUUUUCUGCCGGAGUAGUUUUUUUGCCUACUCGGCCGCCCUGGCCCGAGUCAAUUCGAGUCAAUCCCCCCCUCCCUCACGGAAUCCGGCGCGGGUCACUUUUCCUGUCUUUGAAUAUCAGCCGACUUUUGUCUUCGUCCUUCCGCUACAGAGCUCAAGCUGUCUCCUGCGAGUCGCGAUUCUCGGACUGCUCUCCUACGAACUGCCGCCGUUUCCAACAGCACCACCACCACUAUCAAAUCACCUGAACCGCUCAACUUUUUCCUCCCGCCUCCGUAAACCUCCUGCAGUCUCCCACAGAUCCCCUGUUGGAUACGUAAGGUGUGACCAGUCAUUUUCGUCCUUGCCUCCACAUAUUCCUCUCCCCCAACCCUCAACUCUUUUCUCGUCCUUCCCCGUGUUUGAUGGAUCUUGUUAUUGUCCGUCCCCGUGCUUCUCGUUUGCCUCCUACGCCCUCACAAGCCUACUCGCAAAGGCCAAACAAUUCUUUGAACGAUUCGAACCUUUGCUGAUCUUAAUAAGCGAAACUCCCGCCUUGACUGCUGUCUAUUGCGCAAGCGACACACUUUUGACGGUACACGAACGCGAACGACCGUCUCUGCUCAUCCACUGCGUCCUGCCCUGCCUCCCCUGCCAAAGCCGACCCCGACGACUGUUGCUCGCUGCUUGUCCCCAUCGCCUUCGCUGCCAUUGAACGACUACAUUGCCUUGAUUGGCUACACGAGGUCGUACGACUGACCAUCUUGAGUCGCCAAACUCUUUCACCGACCAAGAAGCGUACGAGGCCCGGGCCUCAACUGCUUAAGGAUUAUUCGGCAAGCGAUCGAGCCGCUGUACAUCCACUCUACAUUGCAUAUAUCGAUUUCUAGAUCGACGACCGCCGACGUUUCGGGGGCCGAAAUGCUGGCGUUGUGAUGGACCCCAACUUUCUCAAAAACCUCGACUACUUUGCUGUCCCCAACAACCAAACAACAAACUCGGCCGAGCAGACUGCCGAGUCGUCCGCCGCAGGUGCUGCUAGAAAUGCGCCAGACAACUCCUUGUGGGAGUCCUUAGGCGGCGACCCUGCAAACUCUGAGUCGACGUCCAAUGGCCCCUCUGGUUCGUUGCCUUCCUUUGCUCAGGCAUCGCCUGCCAGCACGAACUUUGGGCUCGGCUCCAUGCCAGCUCAAAUGCAGUUCAACCAUGGUGGUCAACAAAGGAAUCCAGGCUUACCGAGCCGCGCUGCGCCGAACCAAGAUCCCCGGCGGAGAGAUGGCCAUGCACGGAAACGGACCAAGGUCGAUUCGGAGGCUGCUGCAUUGGAAUCGGUCGACUACUGGAUCCAAUUCGACGAUGAUGAGGAACAGAAGCUUGGUGGAAGCUUUGAGAUCGACUUUUCAAGGCGUAGCAACCCUACCCCGAAUUACCGGCCUAGGCCUGCUGCGAAUCGCCUGAAUCCCAUGUCGACUACACCUGGCCUGGGUGCAGGUUUAUACACCAACCCUGUGUUCAAGCCAGAGGACUUCAUGGAUGACGCUGCCCUCGACAAUGCCCUUUCGGAUGACGAGGACUUUUUGGAAUCAAUGAACCUCGGCGACCAGCUCGGGAAGAUUGAUUCCCAGCCGCCUCAGGAAGUACCACCUAGGGAGGGCCUUUACUCAACACCCUUGAGCUGGGAAAAGCCUGCGCCUGGGCUAAGGAUGAACCCCCUUUUUGGGAUGGGGGGAAUGGGUGCCAUGGGUGCGCCUAUGCUUGACCCUGAACAGCGACGCUUGCUAGCAAUAGCGCUCAACACGGGGCGAUCUUCAACCAGUCUGGGAUCCGGCAUGGGGUUUGGUGUCGGAGCAGAUCUUGGUCCGGAAUUUGCGAGCUUGGAGAACUUCGAUGCUACUAUGGCGUCAGGCAGCAUGAACGACCCGGCCAACGACCCCGAGCAAUCGGCUCCUCACAAGGGCAAGCAAAAGGAAAAGGCUCCCAUUAAGGAGGAGCCCGGCACCCAAAGGCCGCCAGUGUCACGGAGCACCACUAAUGCCACUGGCGUAUCCGAAAAGUCGAAAGACAAAGUCAAGGCUGGUGAUCGAACGGCACACAACGACAUUGAGAGAAAGUACCGUACCAAUCUCAAAGACAGAAUCUCGGAGCUGCGCGACGCGGUGCCGUCCCUGAGGUCAAUACCUGAGGAAGGAGGUGGUGAAGAUGCUGAGGUUGACAGCCAAUCGCAGCGCGGCCCCAAAGUUAGCAAGGGCACCGUCCUCACGAAGGCGACUGAAUAUAUACACUAUCUAGAACGAAGGAAUAAGGCCAUUAUGCGUGAGCACCAGGAACUCGCGAGGCGCCUGCAGGCCUUUGAGCAGCUCUUGAGCGCGCAGGCUCGGCAGCCCUUCCCCAUGCCGAACUACAGCAGGACGCUGUUCGAUCCAAGAGGUUUCUGUUAAAAGAAUCUUCCCCCCUCUCAUCACAUGACGCAUUACGAUUGCGAACUGUACAUAUUACGUUUGUCAUGGGCUGCGAUUUGCCCCCCAAAAUAUACGAUUGUGGUCAAUCUACGAGGAAUGAGUAGGCAUGUUAAGAAUAAUCACAGGUUAUCAGACCUGCAAUGAAAUGUUUUACUGCGUUCGGAAUCGAAUGGAGCUCUUUGGGGAAUGAGAAUAUGGGGUUAUUGACCACUAGAGUGAUUCAUAUGCCUGGUGAUGUGUGGGGUCUGAGGCUUUUCGAGUUCAGAUGAACUUUGGUGUGAAUGAGUCCAGGCUCGAAGGCAGUGGCCCCCUCGAAACAAGAAGUGUCAGUCAAGGGGAAAACACAAACUUCUCGUUGGUUUUAGGAUAGUCUUCCAAGCUACCGUUGCUGCAG
This is a messenger RNA of Colletotrichum scovillei, 2882 nucleotides long. Its product is annotated as helix-loop-helix DNA-binding domain-containing protein. The record is from RefSeq and is a predicted model, not a curated record. Gene Ontology annotation, molecular function: protein dimerization activity. The transcript is spliced from 3 exons. Bases 965 to 2467 code for a protein of 500 amino acids. NCBI's taxonomy places the organism in Eukaryota, Fungi, Ascomycota, Sordariomycetes, Glomerellales, Glomerellaceae.